Messenger RNA from Onychostoma macrolepis, 1548 nucleotides. RefSeq names its product ring finger protein 152 (gene rnf152). Lineage: Eukaryota; Metazoa; Chordata; Actinopteri; Cypriniformes; Cyprinidae. Bases 391 to 981 code for a protein of 196 amino acids. Gene Ontology annotation, biological process: apoptotic process; protein polyubiquitination; negative regulation of TORC1 signaling. The record is from RefSeq and is a predicted model, not a curated record. Gene Ontology annotation, molecular function: ubiquitin protein ligase activity. The transcript has 3 exons. Gene Ontology annotation, cellular component: lysosome.
GACGUCGCUCGCUAUUGGCUGCGCUGAGGGAGUAGCAGAGAGCGUUUACAGUACAGCCUUUGAAGAAGGCAGAGUGAAGUAUGACAGAUGAGGCUGCUCCGCACGCGAUGUUCACCGUUUGCAUAGAUGAGAACACACCUCGAUAUACAAGAGUUAUUUCAUCAUCAGAUGGGGAAGGAUAUUGCUGUGGACUGCUUUUAUUUCCAGCUGUGCUCAUUGAAUGAUUUGAAACCCUGCUUGGAUCUAUACUAAACCCAUGGCAGAGCCAGACAUGGAUUAAAGCACUGACGGCCCCAUCAACACCGAGUGGUUGACGGAGAAGUGCAUUGGCGAUACAAAUCGGCAAGAAUACCAUUAUUAAAGCAACCGAAGAGCCACGUUUUAAGGACGAUGGACACCUUGUCCCAGAACUCCAGACUUGAGUGCCAAAUCUGUUUCAACUACUUCAGCCAACGGCGCCGUCCCAAACUCCUGCACUGCCAGCAUACCUGCUGCUCCGUGUGUCUGAGCCAGAUGCGGCUCAGCCAGAGAGAGCUCCGCUGUCCUUGGUGUCGUUGUGUGACGCAGAUCCCCGGCGGACUUUCAGUCUCCCAUCUUCCAGACGACCCGGAAGUACUUUCCAUUAUCAGUCUGUCUCACUCCUCCGAACACACUCCCAUCUUUAUACACUUACCCAACAGUGGCUGCUAUUUGCUGCCCGUCCCUCUUGACACAGAUGAGGCGUUGCUUCCCGGACAACCAGUGUGCCGAUUUGGCCCAAAAAGCGUUGGGGUGUUAAAUGUCUCUGAUGGUGGGAGCCUCGUGCUGGGGGACGACACAGGUGAGGAGGGGAUGGAGGAGGAGGUGGCGGUUAAGACCACGGCUUGGACGGGGGUUUGCACUGUGCUACUGGUGGCAUUCAUUUUGAUUUUUCUGCUGGGGAUCGUGUUGCAUAACAUGUCCUGCGUGUCCAAACGCUUCACUAUUAUUUCCUGUGGAUGAGACGGAUUCAUCAAAUUCGCUUGUAAAGGACUGACCGUUAUGGUUUGGAAUCUCUUAUGUGAUUGUGAUUAAGUACAUCACAUAUCCAAGGUGACUAGUAUAUACGGUAGAUAAGCAGAAGGGAAUGAAAGAAGUCAAGGGCACAAUCUAUGCAAUUUGUGGUAUUUCAAAAGUCUGUGAAAGCCCUGAUUCGUUCAUUCAUAGGAAAUUUGUUCCAUUAAUGUGCAGAAAUGUCAUUAAAGUAUCUAGCAGUAUUGACUCCAUGUAUUUGCAUGUCUUGUAUGUAACUGAGGGAAAUUAACUUGGUCUUUAAUACUACAGUAGAGUUGUGUGUUAUUGACAGUCUGUAGGUUGUGCAGUUUGUGACUGAACGCUAAAAUGUAGAAAUGAAAUUACAUAUUGCUACAUAGCUGCACUGCCUUUAAAUAAUGUUUUUUUUUUUCCUUUGCUAUAUUUGAUUGCUGUAUGUUUUAAGGUGUUUCAACUAAGCAGUUUUUAUUAGUAACAAACUGUUUUUUUUUCUAAUGGGUUUUGACUUUGCUUAUGAUUAAAUGUGUGAAAACAUCA